GGCGCAGGGGGCGCCGGCUCUGAGGAGGAGGAGGAGGAGGCGGAGGCGGCGAUGGUGGAGAAGGAGGAAGGCGGCCCUGGCGGCAUCAGCGAGGAGGAGGCGGCGCAGUAUGACCGACAGAUCCGGCUCUGGGGGCUGGAGGCCCAGAAACGGCUGCGUGCGUCCCGGGUGCUCCUGGUGGGAAUGAAAGGACUCGGAGCGGAAGUAGCCAAGAACCUCAUCCUGGCGGGAGUCAAAGCUUUGACCAUGCUGGACCACGAGCGGGUUUCCCAAGAGGACACGCGUGCUCAGUUCCUCAUUCCCGUGGGAUCCUUAGGCCGGAACCGAGCGGAAGCUUCGCUGGAGCGGGCGCAGAACCUCAAUCCCAUGGUGGAUGUCAAAGCGGAUCCGGAGAGUGUGGAGAGCAAAUCCGAGGAUUUCUUCACCCAGUUUGAUGCCGUCUGCCUGACGUGCUGUUCCCGGGAUGUGAUGGUGCGGAUUGACCAGAUUUGCCACCGGAACAGCAUCAAGUUCUUCACGGGAGAUGUUUUUGGAUACCACGGCUACAUGUUUGCCGACCUCGGGGAACACGAGUUCGUGGAGGAGAAACCCAAGGUCGCCAAGGUCAAUCCGGGUGUGGAAGAUGGACCAGACACCAAGAAAGCCAAAGUGGAUUCCUCGGAGACCACCAUGGUGAAAAAGCACGUGGGGUUCUGUCAGCUGAAGGAAGCCCUGGAAGUCAAUUGGAGGGCGGAGAAGGCGAAGACGGCACUGAAACGCACAACUCCGGAUUAUUUCCUUCUCCAAGUGCUUCUGAAAUUCCGGACGGAUAACGGGCGGGAUCCAUCCCCACCACGCUUUGCUGAGGAUUCAGAGCUGCUGCUCCAGAUCCGCCACGACGUCCUUGACGCUCUGGGCGUGAGCACCGAGAUCCUCCCAGAGGAGUUUGUCAGCUACUGCUUCUCCGAAAUGGCUCCGGUCUGCGCCGUGGUGGGAGGCGUCCUGGGCCAAGAGGUGGUCAAGGCCCUUUCCCAGCGGGAUCCCCCUCACAACAACUUCUUCUUCUUCGAUGGCAUCAAAGGAAAUGGAAUCGUGGAGCGAUUGGGGCCAGGAUAAAGCGGGAAUGGGGGCGGGAUUGGGAUUGGGAAUGGG
Cuculus canorus (common cuckoo) is the source of this 1131-nucleotide messenger RNA. RefSeq names its product SUMO1 activating enzyme subunit 1 (gene SAE1). Lineage: Eukaryota; Metazoa; Chordata; Aves; Cuculiformes; Cuculidae. The transcript has 9 exons. Gene Ontology annotation, biological process: protein sumoylation. The record is from RefSeq and is a predicted model, not a curated record. Bases 52 to 1095 code for a protein of 347 amino acids. Gene Ontology annotation, cellular component: cytoplasm; SUMO activating enzyme complex. Gene Ontology annotation, molecular function: SUMO activating enzyme activity.